AACCUCUUCCUAAACCUCUCUUUAUAUAUAUAAAAAUUAUAACUAUUAGGGUUCCGGUCACCGCCUUCAACUCUUACCUCCUGUGUUACCUCCCGGCAAUGGGAUUGGGGCAAUGGCGGGGACCAGGUGAGAGACGGUGAGCUCACCGCCAUGCCAGAGCUUCUCCUGGUGUUCGUCUUUGCCCUUCUCUUCGGGUCGCCGGCGCCGGCGACGGCCCAGAACCUCACGUCCGGCACCGAUCUCGCCGCACUCUUUAGCCUUCGUUCAUCGCUAGGGCUCCGUGCGCGAGACUGGCCUCGCCGCUCCGACCCCUGCUCGACGUGGACUGGUGUUUCCUGCCGUGGAGGCCGCGUUGUCGCUGUGAACGUCUCCGGCCUUCGCCGGACUCGACUUGGCCGGCUUAACCCCCGGUUCGCCGUGGACGGGCUGCGCAACCUCACUCGUCUUCAGUCCUUCAUCGCCUCCGGGUUUCUUCUCCCCGGCCGGAUCCCGUCCUGGUUUGGCUCUGGUCUCUCGAGCUCUUUCUCCGUUCUCGUUCUCUCCGCCGCUUCCGUCACCGGCGACAUCCCUCCGAGCCUCUCCCAGCUUUCCAAUCUCUCUUCCCUCGACCUAUCCUCCAACUUUCUCUCUGGUUUGAUCCCUCCCGCUCUCGGAACCCUACCAAAUCUCCAAACCCUAACCCUCUCAUACAACAAUCUCACUGGCCAAGUUCCCCCACAGCUUGGCAACCUCUCCGGCCUCUCUUCUCUUGAUCUCAGCUUCAAUUCCCUUCUCGGUGCUAUCCCAGACGACCUCAAGAAUCUCAGAAGCUUGCGCAGCUUGGAUCUCGCCGGCAACUCACUCUCCGGGUCUCUUCCAAGUGCUCUCUUCUCCGGCCUCUUGUUUCUCCAGUCUGUGAUCAUUAGUCGGAAUAACUUCUCCGGAGCUAUCCCGGCUUCAUUCUGGUCUCUCUUGGGGCUUGAAUUUGUUGACCUCUCACACAAUAACCUCACUGGAACCCUUGAGGACAUUCCUCUGGCCAAUGCCAGUGCGGGUGCCAAUGUUUCUAGAGCUGCCUUCAAUCUCUCCAACAAUCUGUACUACGGGCAUGUCCCUUCUGGGUUUAAUACCCUCUUUGCAAAGUAUGUUUUGGUUGAUCUCUCUGGAAAUUACUUCCAGGGCUCAGAGCCCGCCGUGGAUUCAACAAAGAAUGUGUCUUUCGCUGGGAAUUGUCUCCGGGGUCCACCUGGCCAGAGGAGUGUCUCAGAGUGUCAGCAGUUCUAUGCGGCGAGAGGUCUUUCUUUCGAUUUCCCUGCAGCCCCAACACCGGCUACACCACCCGUCGUCUCCCCGGGAUCAAACCGAAAGAAGAGAGGAUGGAGUCUGAAGUAUAUAUUGAUUAGUGUUUUUGGCGGCAUUGUGCUUCUAGUACUUGUGAUUGUGUUUAUUGUGCUUUGCUUGAUGAGAUGUGGAGGCCAAGCUGCUGAACAGAGAGAGAGUGGUGCGAAUGCUGUGCCUUCGGGAGCUGGACCGCCUCCUUCUGGUGCCUCUGUUAACUUGUCGGCUGUCGGGGAUUCAUUUACUUAUGAUCAGUUGAUCAAAGCAACGUCAGAGUUUAGUGAUGAUAAUCUUAUCAAGCACGGGCACUCAGGAGAUCUCUUUCAUGGUAUCUUGGAAGGUGGGGUUCCCGUGGUGGUGAAGAAAAUUGAUUUGCGUGUUGUUAAGAAGGAAGGCCAUGCCAUUGAAUUGGAUGUUUUUGCUAAGGCUUCACAUUCAAGACUGGUCCCAUUGUUGGGGCACUGUUUGGAUAAUGAGAAUGUGAAGUUUCUUUUGUAUAAAUUUAUGCCCAACAGAGAUUUGUCUAGUGCGUUGUACAGAAAGAACGAGUCGGAAGAGGAGGGUUUGCAGUCUUUGGAUUGGAUAACAAGGUUGAAGAUUGCGACAGGAGUGGCUGAGGCUCUAUGUUUUCUACAUCAUCAGUGCGUGCCGCCCUUGGUUCAUAGAGAUAUUCAGGCAAGCAGCAUCCUUCUUGAUGAUAAAUUUGAAGUGCGGCUUGGAAGUUUAAGUGAGGUAUCUCCUCAAGAAGGGGAUGGUCACCAGAAGGUCAUCACAAGACUGCUGCGAUUUUCACAGACAUCGGAAGCAAGCUCAUCUGGUUCCCCUCCUUCAACAUGUGCAUACGAUGUAUAUUGCUUCGGAAAAGUGUUGCUUGAGCUGGUGACAGGUAAACUUGGGAUCAGCGGAUCUGAUAAUGCAAUGACAAAUGAAUGGAUGGACCAGACACUGCCUUACAUCAGCAUCUACGAGAAGGAACUUGUUACAAAUAUUGUUGACCCAUCUCUCAUUGUCGAUGAGGACCUCUUGGAGGAAGUAUGGGCCAUGGCGAUUGUGGCAAAGUCUUGCCUGAACCCAAAACCUUCGAAGCGGCCACUCAUGAGGUACAUCUUAAAAGCAUUAGAGAACCCUCUUAAGGUAGUGAGGGAGGAGAACGGUUCGGGCUCUGCCCGACUCCGUGCCACAUCAUCACGAGGCUCUUGGAAUGCUGCAUUGUUCGGAAGCUGGCGACACAGCUCCUCAGAAAUCCCUGUGCCACCGAGGGAGGACAAUACUUUAAAGAGGUCAGGAACAACGAGGUCUCAAGGGAGUUGCGGAGAGCACUCGUUCAACCACAAGAGACCAUCAAAAGAGAUCUUCCCCGAACCAUCAGGUGCUCGUGACACCAACGACUAAUGAGAGGUUUUCUUGUGAUUCUUUUUCAAAAUAAUUCUUCCGGGCACCCCAUUCGAGUGCCCGAAGGUCUUCCAGCCUCUGAUUCGCAGCUCAUCUUCUGCUGCAACUCAGAGUGUAAAGGCAAAUUAAGUGGAUUCAGAGUACAUUCAGUUCUGAUUCUUUUCUUUUCUUUCUCUGCCUGGAAUUGGAUUUUGAAAUUCAAAAAUGGUGGGAAGGGGGGGUCUUUCAGGCUGCACCACAGGGUUGAGUCCUGGUUUUACUGUUUUAGUCACAGUGAAAGAAAGAAUGUGACUAGAGAAAAUGCUUCUAAGUUAGU
Messenger RNA from Dioscorea cayenensis subsp. rotundata (Guinea yam), 3025 nucleotides. Its product is annotated as probable LRR receptor-like serine/threonine-protein kinase At2g16250. The record is from RefSeq and is a predicted model, not a curated record. Gene Ontology annotation, molecular function: protein binding; ATP binding; protein kinase activity. The coding region runs from base 151 to 2709 and encodes 852 amino acids. The transcript is spliced from 4 exons. Gene Ontology annotation, biological process: protein phosphorylation. NCBI's taxonomy places the organism in Eukaryota, Viridiplantae, Streptophyta, Magnoliopsida, Dioscoreales, Dioscoreaceae.